AUGAGCACACCCAGUAAGCGAACCAACUCGGCGGAGGGUCCCCCCUCGACACCGCUUGGGAAGGACAACUCGGAGAUGAAAAAUAGCGCAGAAGCGAAGAACAGAACAGACACGAAAGAAGGGAGCACAUCGCUGCUGAAAGAGCACCACCAAUACAACACGUUUGCAAACAUAACCCUGUGCCUGAUGGGUAUGUCCUCCGUGCUCAUGUAUAACUGCGUCUUGAAUACCACCCCCCACAUUCACGAACUGCUAAACAGAAACAUCGUGGUGUCCUCCACGUUCUUUUUAUAUUUCUCCGUGUUGGUAUUCGUCUCACUAAUCAGUGCUUUAUUUAUCGAAGUGAAGACGAGGACCUAUGACAUAUGUUUUGUCAUUUCCUUUGCCCUCCAGUUUGUGUACCCUCUUGUCGUAAAGUACUACUAUGAUCGGACCUUUAUAUUUUAUUUGCUCAUUGGAUUUAUCGGUGCAACAUGCUCCGUAAUGAAGACGAUGAUUUUUUCCAUUGCCACCAUUGUGUUGAAUAGCUCCAAGGUGAUUUGCUUAUCCUACGGUUUGACUGGAAUUUACUCCCUUUUCAUUACCACUACGUUUUUUUAUUUUUUAAUAAGAAUAGAUAAAGAUGUGCAUAAGCUUAUGCAGUCCAUAUUUGCCACCUGCGCAAUUAACUGCACAUUUAUUUUCGUCUCCUUCAUUUGCUAUUCUGUCUUGAAAAGUACCGAUGAGUUUAAGCGGAAGUUCAAGAUAUACCAGGAGGAGACGGAGGCGAAGCGAGCUCGCAGUGGAAGCGGUGCACUGUUCGACAAGGCGGGGGGAACAACCGGGGAGGAGUCCUUUGUCAUACCGGUUGAGGGUUCCACUCGGGAGGGUGGCUACAGUGGGAAUGAAAGCGACAAUGAGAAGCAUCCCUCAAAGGAAGCUACGAAGAAAGAUGCGAAGAAACCUCUCAAUGGUGCAAAGAACGGGGUGGACCCCAUGGAGGUAACCCCAAAAAGCCGCUUCUUCCCAGACGCCUCCUCAUUCAACGUGAAGGUAAACGAGAUGAUGAAGCAAGCCAGGAUAAAGGCAUUCCUCUACAAGAAGUCCCUCGUUUUCCUCUUUUGCACCUUUUACAACAUUUUCCUGAAAAUUGCAGUUUUUCCAGUUGUCUGCCCAGAAAUGUGGACCAAAAAUGUGGAUGAACGAUACAUACUAAUCGGCAUGGUGCAGCUGGGUGACUGCGUCAGUAGGAUUUUCCCAACAUUUGCAGAGAGUGUACCAGCUUUUAAAAAAUUUCUUCUGCCACAAAGGAAGGUAUUCAUAUACUCGCUCGCAAGGACCUUUCUAUCCGUCCUAUGUUUAGUAAUUCCCCUGACAGAUAUGGCCCUGUUGAAUAAUUUUCUUUUUAAGUGCGCCCUCAUUUUUUCAAAUAUUUACCUAAAUGGCUGGUUUGUCGUUUUGUCCUUUAUUAACAUUUCCGAUGUCUUGAAGCCGCUCAACUCGAUGAGCAACGUUGCCAUGGUCAGUAGCUUCGGCUCCACGCUGCUCCGGAUGGGCUUGCUCACGGGCUACGGUACCUCGAUCAUCUACAGGCACUACGUCCAGGGGGGCUAA
Messenger RNA from Plasmodium coatneyi, 1593 nucleotides. RefSeq lists its product as uncharacterized. Gene Ontology annotation, cellular component: plasma membrane. The record is from RefSeq and is a predicted model, not a curated record. The coding region runs from base 1 to 1593 and encodes 530 amino acids. Gene Ontology annotation, biological process: nucleoside transmembrane transport. Gene Ontology annotation, molecular function: nucleoside transmembrane transporter activity. The transcript has a single exon. Lineage: Eukaryota; Apicomplexa; Aconoidasida; Haemosporida; Plasmodiidae.